GUCACCAUUCCUAGGCAGCACAUUGCAUGUGGAAUGAAAUUGAUAGAAAAUUUGUUUUUGGCAAUAAACAUAAAGAAAGACAAGUAUAACUUAGUUUACUACUGUGCAAGUUUACAUAAAAAGUGCGAGAACUGGUUUUACUAUUGUAUAUAAUUGGUUGAAUAUACUAGUGACGAAUGCUCCAGGCCGAGUAGUUGUUCCGAAAUUAUCAGAAUUGUCUCGCCGAAUUUUUUUCUAUAUAAUAGCACCAACAUAUUUGCAGCAUAAUAAUCAAAUGGUUGUGUGACAGAUUGCUAACGGGAGUCUAAAGUCAUCCCGGAAAUCGCCAAUAAAACGGUAAGCAAACCGUUUGACGACUUCCGAUUAACAAACGGAUUGCUCCAUUCGUAAUGCAACCAGCUGCUCCAACACUAGCAACACAAGCCGAUAUUGCUAAAGCCAUGCAGCCCCAAAAUAUGAUAUUGCCGGCAAAUAAAAAGACUAAAAAGUACGCAACGCAAGUGCCUGUUACAAAGCAGCAGCAACAGUCACAGCAACAGCAGCAACAACAUAGUACAUCACAGCCACAAUUUCAGAUAAACAAGGCUUACAAUGUUGUUUCCAUAUUAAAAACCACUGCAACAACCACAAAUGCUCAACAAGCUUCCGCUCACAUGGUACAUCAAACACAUCUGCAACAACAGUCACAUCAACACCAGCAAAGCUAUGCAAAUGUUGUUAACAGGCCAUUAACAUCUGUUAAUACACAGCAACAGCAAUCGACAACAGUUAUCUGUAGCGGCGGAAAUAUAAUGGCGGUUAACAAUUGUCAAUUGAAUUUGAAUUCAACAACAAUUCAGCAAGAUUUGAAUACAGCCGCCAUUUAUAAUCUAACGGGACAUCGUGCUGCUGCUGCUGCUACUUGCGGGGGCAAUAAUGGAAUCAUCGAAACAAAUUGUCGCCUACUAUCGGAUAUAUCCAAGUCGAGUCAAGUUGGUCCAAAUAACAGUCAACAACAGCAACAACAACAACUAACAACUGUUGCUGCUGUGGGCAGCAAUAGCAAUAAUAGUGGCAGUAACAACAUCAACAAUAUUAAUGGCAGCAACCAAAGCAUCAUUACUCUGGCCAAUUCUCAUGGCCUAACACUCGGCUCAUCGAAUAAUCCAUCUGCCUAUAUGCAUGACAAGAAUCUGUUGGGUACUGUUGGUGUUAGCGUCGGCGUCGGUAUUAACGUCAGUUGUAUCGAUAAUAGAAAAUACGACUAUAAAAACAAUAAUCUGCUAUCGAACAGUAAUUUUCAACAAACAGCCCAAGAGUAUGUGUCGACGGGCAACAACAGUUCUGGAAACAGUCGUUCAAAUCAACAAAUUUAUCGUGGACCACAGCCAGCAUCAAAUGCGCCACGUGGCAACGGAGCUGGGGGUGGAGCACGCCCCCAUGUCCAUAUGCCACCGAUAUAUUCAAAUAUGGUAUUGCAACAGUAUCCACAAUAUAGUCAACGACAACCAGCUUAUCCGGCGCCGCAUUUACAAUUUACGCACACGCCUAUACCCUAUUAUCCCUAUCCAUAUCUUUCCACAUUGCCACAACAGCAACCACCGCCACAUUCACGCAGCGGUGUUGCGGUUAACACGAGCGUUAACUUAGGCAAUACAAUGCAAUCUGUGCAGCCCGGUGGACCCAAUGGACCGCUGGCUGGUCCCGGUGGUGCGACACCAUCUCAAUUACAAUUGCUAACAGGUGCUGUACAGCCAGGCGCUAAUACAGUUAUUGGUGUCGGUGGAACGGCGAGUGGUCAAGUGGGUGUGGGUGUAAAUGUCGGUGUGCCGCCCAUGGUCAGCGUUAUGUCAGCCAAUGUGGCGCCACAACCAGUCCAAGUGCCACCACCAAAUAGGCGUCGACAUCAGCAUCGUUUACAGAUUAUCGAUCCCACAACAAAAAAGAAUAUACUCGAUGAAAUGGAUAAGAGUAAUGCGAGUACGGAGAGUGACUAUCAGGAGGCUGGAUCUGCUUCUGUUGCUGCUAUUGCACAUGCUACUCCUGCUGCUACAUUAACGACAGCAGCUGUCGUCGUGCAACCAGAUGUCUCAUUGUGUAUUUCCCAGCCAGACGCUGGUGGCAUCUGUUUACCCCCAAGUAAUGUAUUAAUCCAAGGCCCAGAUCCGAGGGCUAGUAUGCAGUACAAAUUAGAUCAAACUCCCUCUCAACGCCAGGAUAUAAUAGUGGGACAGACACCUGUGGUCUCAGCUAUGUCUGAUGCUCCAUCUGUAGAAAUAUUGCCGACUUCCCAGAAAAACAAGAGUAAAAAAAUUCCCAUAGUCUCCCCGAAAGAUGCGCCGGAAUCCUCGUCUAGUUUUUCUUCAUUCAAAGUGGAUGAUGUUGCAGCGAAAACGUGCGUUAAAAUUGCGAACGAGCCAAAUCAACACUUACAGUCAGACUGUGUUGCACAACAACAACAACAACAGUCCCAGCUACAGCAGCAACAGGAAUCACAUUUACAGUUUAUGGCAAACACAACUGAGCCAAUUGUUGACAUAGUCGCAGCAGAAACAGUCCAGCAACAUAACAACGAAAAAGGACUCACCUUUACUGCAGUCGAAGUGGACUCAACGCCAGAAAAUGUCGAGUUGAGUUCGAACAGUAACUCAGCAAGUGAAGUUUCUAUAUUGGCCGACAACGUAACUAGCAUGUAUAUAACUGAGUCAAGUCUCCCAACUAAUUUAAGCGAAAAUGUAGCUUUUAGCCAGAUGGAAAGGGAGGAGGGACAACAUAAUGUUGGCCCUGUAGUAACUAGCUCACAUGAAAGCACACCCGAUGAGACUGAUCGUGCCCAACAGCAAAACUUGGAAGACACAACAAUUGUCGAAAAUGUUAAAGAAGAAAGUGGAAAAAGUGAAACAUUAACGGAAACGAUAUUAACUCACAGCUUAGAAACAGUAACGGAUACUAAGGAUGCGGACAUAGAAAAAGCAGCAGACUCAAAAGAGACGGAAGCACCUUCGGGUACUGAACAAAAAGAAGCUAUCGUCUGUAAUGCUGCCAUGGAUACUACGGAAAUUGCCACAUCGUUGAUUAACUACAAUGAAGGUCAAUGGUCGCCAAGUAAUCCCGGUGGCAAGAAGCAAUACGAUCGCGAGCAAUUGUUGCAGUUGCGAGAAGCGAAGGCUUCACGUAUACAACCGGAAGUGAAGAAUGUCUCGAUAUUGCCGCAUCCAAAUCUAAUGCCUAUGUUUAUGCGCAAUAAUAAUAACAAUAACAAUAAUAGUAAUAAGCGUGUUCAAUCGAUGGUUGGCACGAUUGGUGGCAAUCGAAAUAGUGAAUCGAUUGGUAACAAUUUUGCUGGAAAACAAGUUUCAAUGUCCGGUGUACAAGGCGGUGGAGGUGGUCGUAGUAGUAUGAAAGGUAUGAUCCAUGUUAAUCUAUCGCUUAAUCAAGAUGUUAAGCUGAAUGAAACGGAAAAUGCCUGGCGACCGCGUCUACAAAAUAAUAAACACCAGCAGCAGGAGUCGAGCAGCAGUAACAAUAGCUCCGAUAAUAUGAAAUCAACACAUGAAAAAGAUGAACUUGUGCGUAAGGUGCGUGGAAUUUUGAAUAAAUUAACGCCGGAGAGAUUCGAUACGUUGGUUGAGGAGAUAAUUAAACUGAAAAUCGAUACACCAGAUAAAAUGAAUGAGGUGAUUGUACUUGUCUUUGAGAAAGCUAUCGAUGAACCAAAUUUCUCCGUAUCAUAUGCCAGACUGUGCCAUCGUCUGAUAAGUGAAGUGAAGGCGCGUGAUGUACGCAUGGAAAGUGGCACAAAAUCGAAUUUACAGCAUUUCCGUAAUGCGCUACUCGAUAAAACAGAAAAGGAAUUCACACAAAAUGUCUCGCAAGGCGCGGCCAAAGAGAAAAAACUACAACCGAUAGUUGAAAAGAUCAAAAAAUGUAAUGAUCCCAAUGAAAAGGCUGAACUGGAAGCUCUGCUCGAAGAGGAGGAACGCAAGAUACGUCGUCGUUCCGGAGGUACUGUGCGUUUCAUUGGUGAACUCUUUAAAAUUUCAAUGUUAACUGGAAAGAUUAUAUACUCUUGCAUUGAUACGUUGCUUAAUCCGAAUUCGGAAGAUAUGCUCGAAUGCCUAUGCAAGCUGCUGACAACAGUUGGAGCCAAAUUUGAACAGACGCCAAUUAAUGCCAAGGAGUCAAGUCGAUGUUAUUCUCUUGAAAAGUCAAUAGGCAGAAUGCAAUCGAUUGCAUCAAAAACUGAUAAGGAUAGCGCCAAAGUCAGCUCCCGAGUGCGUUUUAUGCUUCAGGACGUUAUUGAUUUGCGCAAAAACAAAUGGCAAUCGACACGGAAUGAGGCGCCGAAGACAAUGGGACAGAUUGAAAAGGAGGCUAAAAAUGAACAGCUAUCGGCACAAUAUAUGAACUAUAGCAGUUCAUUAUCAGCAACAACAUCAACAUCCAGUCCCAAUGGUGGUGGUGGUAGUGGUGGUUCCGGCAAACGUGAUGCACGUUUCGGUGAUGCCCGCUCAGCUGGCGGCUAUGGCGGCAGUCAUAGUCAACGCGGCGGCGAUGGUGUUGCCAAUAUGCGGCAUCAACAAUCAAACAGCGGCGGUGGCAGCAGCGGCGGUGGCGGCGGCAGUGGCAGCAAUAUCGGCAGCAAUCAUUCGAAUGGAAAUAAUGAUGACACUACGUGGCAUGUUCAGACUAGCAAAGGCAGUCGCUCCCAAGCUGUGGAUAGUAACAAGCUAGAGGGUUUGACUUUUCAGCUGAAUCAAAAUUUGGAUAUUAAAAAGAUGGGCGGAGCUUAUCAGUUCAUUAACUGGAAUAACAAUGGCAACAGACAAUCGUCGACAACGCCAACGACAACACCUUCAAAUUCAUUUGCCGCGCUUUCAUCGCUAGGUAGCUCGGAUCGAGAUCGUAGUGGUGGUCCCAGAAAUAAAGGUUCAUAUAACAAAGGUUCCACUGAGCGGGAUCGUUAUAAUGAUCGUGGCAUGCAUUCGCGAACUGGUUCAUCGCAAGGCUCGCGAGAGAAUUCGUCAUCGCGCGUUGUACAAAAUCCGCAGAAUCGUGUCAUGAGCUCUUCAAUGCAAAAGUCUGCUAGUCAGUCAAAGUAUACUCAAUCAGCGCCACCCCCAAGCAGACUUUCCAACAAGUCUCUAGGAUCUUCUUCGUUAAGCGGUUCGGGCGGCAUAUACAGGGGCAUCGAUCAGCAGCAGCAACAGCCGCAUUUAUCAAGUGCCUCAACCUCCACUAGUAUCUCUGCAUCUCCGUCAACAGCUAAAGGUGUUUCCCCGCCGCCUGCUACAUUCACUGAACCAAACGACAGUGAUGUAAAACUAUUUAAAUCUGUUUUGGCUGAUAUUUUCGAAGCUGAAGUUACAAUUGCUGAAUGCAUACAGCGGAUACCAGAAGCGCAACGGUGUGGAUUUUUAUAUUAUAUACUAACUAAUUAUUUGCAUUUAUCGGAGGUGGACAAACAAAACAGAAGAUAUCUGGCAAACAAAAUUACCCAACUAAUACAGCAGAACUACAUUUCUGUGGAACAUUUUAAACUGGCAUACCACGAGUUUUUCAAGUGUGCUAGCGAUUUAUAUUUUGAUGUUCCAGAAUUAUGGCUGUAUAUUCAUCAAUUUAUUGGUCCAUUAAUAGUCAAGAAACAUUUGGUGAUAACUGAUUUGUGGAACAAAAAUCUGCUAGACAGCAGCCAAUUGAGCAUGGGUAAAAUGUUCCUUAAAUCUUUCUUGCUCUAUUCUACAAGAGAAGUGGGACCGAGCUACACACACAACAUAUGGAAAAAAUUUAACAUGCGAUGGUCAGAUUUUAUGCCCGACAAUGAGGUUAAUGACUUUAUUGAAAAUAAUAAAUUGGAAUAUGUGGAAAAUGUAAAGAAGAUGCCAGUGAUUGAUGAACGCGAUUCCCACGAAACACACGUCAAAAAUGUGAUAGAUCAUAUUGAGCAGUUGCUUAAAGAAGGCUCCGCUGCCGAUUGCAUUAUUGAUUAUUGCAAUGGCAAUAUUGUUGUGGCCGAUAAGCUGUUUAUUAGAGGAUUGGCAGAAACUUUAAGCAAAUUUGCAAUUGUUUACAAGGAUAAUAGCUAUAAGCUUGAGCCGGAAGUCUUUCAAAAAUUUUGCAUACCAGUUUUUCAGUGUUAUAUUGGUACCAAUGAAGAUCUUCAGCUCGAGUGCCUUUACGGAGUACAGCUGUUUGUUCAUAGCUUGGAGCAGCCUCGAGGGCUGUUAAGCGAACUGUUUGGUGAACUGUACGAUACCUUUGUCAUAAACAAAGAGUCGCUUUAUAAAUGGCGCGAUUCAAAAGAUCAUUCAGCUGGCAAAGGUGUGGCUGUGAAGAGUGUGAAUCCAUUUUUAAACAACUUAUUCAACGAUGAAGCCAAUUAAUGUAUCAAUAUAUAUAUACUCGUAAAACUGACAGACAGCGAGUUUUAGGGCAAAGCAAAAACACUAUUUAAUAAAACAGCAAAACAAAGUAAACUUUGCAGAAAAAUGAGAAA
Messenger RNA from Drosophila hydei, 6475 nucleotides. RefSeq names its product eukaryotic translation initiation factor 4 gamma 3 (gene eIF4G1). The record is from RefSeq and is a predicted model, not a curated record. Gene Ontology annotation, molecular function: translation initiation factor activity; protein binding; mRNA binding. Bases 390 to 6362 code for a protein of 1990 amino acids. Gene Ontology annotation, cellular component: eukaryotic translation initiation factor 4F complex. The transcript is spliced from 18 exons. NCBI's taxonomy places the organism in Eukaryota, Metazoa, Arthropoda, Insecta, Diptera, Drosophilidae.